Suhomyces tanzawaensis NRRL Y-17324 is the source of this 1810-nucleotide messenger RNA. RefSeq lists its product as uncharacterized. The record is from RefSeq and is a predicted model, not a curated record. Gene Ontology annotation, biological process: attachment of mitotic spindle microtubules to kinetochore; homologous chromosome segregation; meiotic sister chromatid segregation. Bases 341 to 1426 code for a protein of 361 amino acids. Gene Ontology annotation, cellular component: chromosome, centromeric core domain; mitotic spindle; nucleolus. Gene Ontology annotation, molecular function: protein binding; microtubule site clamp. The transcript has a single exon. Lineage: Eukaryota; Fungi; Ascomycota; Pichiomycetes; Serinales; Debaryomycetaceae.
AUGCAAUAUUCAAAACACCCACCUAUAAGUAUCAUGGCAACUCUGUGCUGAGUUUCCAGGGAACUCUUCCGAGGCAAUAAGCACGCACACUAUAAAAAACGGCCACUUUAUGGAAGUUACAGAUGAUACCCAAGGUAGCCAAAUUAGCAUCUGUUACUUUUGACUCAAGCACCCUUCCACCCCUGUUCUUGUCUUUGUAGUCUAGAGUCUUCCUUCUCGAAGUAAACUCCACGAUAGUCUCCACGAUUGUCCCCACGCACCCACAGUAUGACGCGUGGAAAAAACGAAAUCAUCACCAUCUGAAACAACAACACCAGAAGACAAUCAAUCCACACAUAAAAUGGGGCCCAAGACACGUAAGACAACACAGAAGAAACACGAGGGACAGGAGUCAGCCAGUGAUUCCAAAGCACCAGCAACAAAGGGCAAAUCAAAGGACUCAAACGGUGCCAAGGAGGUCAAAGAGAGAACCUCAAGGAGAUUAUCAUCGAGGUUCUCGGAGGAGGCCGACUCAUCUACUCCUAAUACAAAGAGAAAGAUAACCAGUACAGUGCCUCAGGGAGCGCCAAACGCAUCUAGCAGUGUGAGCAAAAAGCUCAAGUCCAAUCCGAUCGUGACCGAGCAGGACAUCAUCAAAUCCAAUAAUAGUCAAGAGUUGGUCGAAUUCAUCAACUCGCUCGUGAAUACCAAGCAGGACGAGGUCUUCACCAAGUACCAGCAGAAAGUGCAGUCACAGUUGGAGUCUGACCACGAACUCAUCGAGGAGUUGAAUUCUACUGUGAUAGAGAAACAAGCAAUAAUAGACAAUUUGAUCAAAGAGCUUGAAGAAGCCAAGAAAGUGAAAUACCCAAAGCUCUUGAGCACAAACUCUACCGUUCUAGACAUUAAUGAUACCAAUGGUACGAAAGACCAGGUGUAUCAAUCACCAAUCAGAAAGAAGAAGGUCAAGAGAAUCGAUGGAAUGGACACCGAGGAAUCUUCCUCACAUUUGAUAAACCAAGACCAGUUAUCGAAGGAGUUGGAAAACAUAGGAUUUACUUUGGAUAUGUUGGAGUUGUUAACUGGACUCAGAAUUACCAACUUUCAGGAGGAUGGGACAAGGUAUUACUUCGAUGUUAAGCAAACUUCAACUUCCUCGAAUUCAUCGACUGAAAGCAUAUUUAUCAACUAUAGGUUAGUGAUAUCCAAAACUUUCGAGUCUACAGCCGAAAUAAAUUAUAUUCCCACGUUUUUGGAAGCAUUAGAGGAUGAUUUUGAACAAGACGAGGAUGAUUCCAUACUAGAAAUCGAUUUAAUCCGGAACGCAAAUUAUUUGAAGAGGAUAUUGCCAGAAUACUUGUGCGAAAACUUGUCCUUUCCGUACAACACGCUUUCUCAAUUCUACGGCAAGGUGAAUAGGGCGUUGAAUAAAAGAGCAAGGAACUAGACUGACGCGAAGCAACAUUUGUUGACGUUAGAUGUUGCAUCGCCUCAUGGCAAAAAUUCAGCUUUUCAGAAUCGUCAAAAGUGAGCCCAGACGUGUGGCCCAAUGCACGGCUAGCCAGGCGCGAGCCACGUAGCAUGAGGACUCUUGCAUUUUCACACCGAGCUCUGAUGCAACAGGGUAUACCUUAAGGAAUCAUGCAUUUUUGCAUAGACCAAAUACUUAAGAGGACAUGCAGUUCUACAGGACUCGUCUACAUUGAUGUUACGCAGGGUACGCAAGGAAUAGGAGGAGUGGUUUAAGGUAGGAACUUAGGAACGUACAUAGGCACUUUUGUGCAAGCAUGGGAAUAAGAAAAAGAAGUAGUAAGAAAACCCGACAGUUCAA